GGAUAAUCUCUAUCGAAGAUGUUACCAGAUUUGGAAAUGGAUUGAACUGCUCUCUUUUGAUUGAGUUAAUAAUCAGUGUUACUCAGCACAGUAUUAUCAAUGUCAUCGACCCCGCGAUGGUGAGAAUGUGUGUGGUCCCGCAACUAGUAGGCAAUUUUGCAGAAACGUGCCGUAGUAAAAGGAAAUAAAAAUUUAGAUUUUUUUUUUUUAAAUAUCUUGAAAUUAGUAAAAAGAUAUUAUUUUUAAUGCUUAAUAAAAGAUUUUAUUUUCAAUCAUUCUACGGUGGUCAUUAGAUUACUUAUAAAAAUAACUAAAAUUAUAUAUUUUUUUAAAAAGUAAAAAAAAAUAAUUCUUAUAUUUUAAUGCAGUAAAAAUAAAAAAAUAAAAAAAAUGGUAUAUAAUAGAAAAAGCAAAAAAAAUAGACAUUUUGUAAUUUUUCCUCAGAUCUAUUGAUUAAAAAAAGAAGAAAUGUAUUUAAGGAAAAUAAAAAAACAACCCGCCGUUGCCGGGGAUCGAACCCGGGUCACCCUUGUGACAGGCGGGAAUACUCACCACUAUACCACCACGACUUGAUGACUGCCAGCCAGACGUAACUUCUAAUGUGACUGAGAGAUACGAUCCAACUUAGGCGCCAAAUUUAAAUUCCAUUCAAAUAAUCUAGUGGGAGUCUUCACAACACAACUGCUCAAAAGUCCAUCAGAAAAUGCGAACUCGAUUUCUCAACACAGACUACUACACUUCUCCAAACAAAGAAACCCUAGAAUUCCUCAAUCUCCCAAUCCCUAACCUUCCUCCUUGGCGUCUCCAUAACUUAGAACAACAUCUCUUCAGCUUCGCUCCCUAUCAAAACAUCUCCCUUAACAUCGACAGAUUGCCGAUCGAUACCGCUCUUUCUAAAUUUAUUUUGCAAGCAACACCUCAAAAGCUUGACGUUGUAUACCGAUUCUCCGAGAAAGAUGCUCAGGCUACUGUGGAUAAUAAGCAUACACAUGAAUUUGAAGUCCUUCAAUUUGAAGAACCAGAGCUUGAUGCAUUCUUGGAAAAUGUAUUACUUCCUGAGGAGCACAUGCAAUUUCUCUCACAAGCUCCAGAGACUGAUAUUGAUUUUGAAUUUCUCAGGUCGGGGAUUAAGAUGCAGGGUUCGGACAAGGUUCAAGAUUCACUAUAUUCAGUUGAAGAAGUUACUUUAGAGUAUGACAUGGAUAAACAGGCUUGUAUGUUGGUAGAUGAUGAUUCUGGUCAAGAGCACAUGAACUUCCAUGAAAACUCAUUUCCUUUUUUGGAAGUGGAUGAGAUAACUCUGAGAAAUUUGGCAGACCUGUCUAUGGAAUAUGAACUUUUGUCCUUUCCUGAAAUUAUAAAAUCCCAAUGGACUCAGAAAGAUGAUCUGCUUAGUGAUGGGAUAGAGCAAUUGAGGUCUAUGCAAUAUGAUGUUUUGGAGUUCCUUUCAAACCAUUGUCUACCAGAAUCUGAACCAGCAUUGAUGGACAUAGUUCUGAGAAUGGACAUUAUAAGCAUGGUCGACAAAGAAGAAUCAGCCUGUUUUUCUCUGCCAGUGAGCUCACUUGUUUUUCAGGAAUAUGAAUUCCUUGAAGUGGAUUCAUCUCAAAUUUAUGAAGUCUUCUUUGAGAUGCAAACAGCUGGUCAACCAGAAACAUGUGACUGGAUGUUCAGGGAAGACAAGAACUUCAAGAAUUUCAAUGAAUUGAUUGUUAGUUCUGAGCUAGUUCUGGUGGAUGAGAUAUUUAAAACAAUGCCUACUCCUAUUCUUUUGGAUCAUGAAAAGGUAAAGCCAUUGCAUACCUUCAUUGAGAAAAUACUAUAUGAACUAAAGCCACGGCCCCUUUCUGCAUUUGAUGGGAUUUACUUGGAUUGGCACCUCUUGGAAGAAGAUAAAUGCUACAGUAAGAUAUCUUCCUGCUAUCUGAAUGUGUUGGAGUUGGAUUUACACAACAUUGAAUUUGAUUGGGAAUAUUCUGAUAAGGGUAAGGGCGUGGUAGAUUUUGUUUUAUCUGAUUAUGCUUUGGAUGGCCCAAAAAUGAAAGAACGUGAGGAAUCACUAAAUAUGUUUUCUGAAGGCACUUCUAGUGUUCAACUUAUGGGAGUUGAUUCAAGUAAGUUGAUGGAUGAUAAUUGCAUAAAAUCAGGAAAGAGGGAACAUUUUGCUAAAGAAUAUGCUGAUUAUGCUUUGGAGGGCCCAAAAUUGGACGAACAUGAGAAAUCACUUGAUAUGUUUCAUGAAGGCACUUCUAAUGUUCAACUUAUGGGAGUUGAUUCAAGUAAGUUGUCGGAUGAUAACUGCAUAAAAUCAGGAAAGAGGGAGAAUGCGGAGAAGGUGACAUUGUUAUUUAAAUCUAUGUCACAAUUCAAUGAUCUGGACUUCUUCCUGAAUCCCGGGAAGGUCACUGGUGGGGUAAAAACUGAAUCUGCAAUCAAGGCACCAGGUGCUACUGCUACAUUUCCAAAGGAAGGAGAGUCUCUUUCUAUCCUAGUUGCGGACAAAAUUAUGGAUGACCAGAAAUUGGAGGAAGUGUUCACUUCUCUGCCUACUGAGGAUGAUCAUAGUGUAAGAACUUCAGAAGCUGCAGAUAAUGUAGAAGCUUGCGGUAUGCCUAUGGGAGUUCCUAGUGUUCCCCAUACAAUGAAAUCAGAGCCGACUCAGGGGUGCAUGAUGUCUUCCCCUGAGAUCGUAAUUGUUGUGAAUACUCAAAAUCUUGAUAAGGAAAUGAUAGUAGCCAGAAGAAGUACCUAUCAAAAAAUUCUUGCAAUGGAAAAGGAAGGAUUCCAAGUUGUGGAACGUGAUUUAGAUCUGCCUGUGGAUAUUGUUACUGGUUCUGCCAUUUGCUUUGUGUGGUAUAAUUGCAGAAACAUUAGAAAGAAAGCAACUGCUGCAGAUGAAGCUUCUUCUUGCUUGCCAUUGUGCAUUGAGAAUAUUGCUACAAAUGUUUUAACAUUGCUGAGUUACACUUUCAGCUGCUGCAUUCUGGUCUUUGAGGGAGAUACCAAUUUCCUUUCCACCGUAAUGGAAUCCUCAGAUGGACUGUAUGCUGCAGCUGCAAGCCUGGGAAUUGAUUUACAGCUUUUCUGUACCUAUUCAUCUGAGUUAACUGAUGAAAUUAUAUUAAGCAAUAUUUCUUAUGCCACUAAGUUGUAUAAGGGCGUCUCUCCAAAAAUGCCAGAAUCAGAAACUUUAGCAGAAUCAUUUCUUACCAAAUUUCCUUCAAUUAAUCCAUUGACAGCUCAUGCUAUGCUGUCUUCAGAAGGCACGCUCAUCGAGUUUCUGGAGUGGUCAAAUGAGCGCAGGAUCCUUGCAGUCCACCAGUAUCAUGUUCCUGAAGAAAGCAUUGCUCUAUUUAGUGCUUUGUGCAGCUAUGGUGAACGGGAGGAUCCUAAAUCUAUAAUGACAGACUGCUCCUCUUCUGUAUCUUCUGGUCCCGACUCAAAUAAGGAUAAUUUUAAUGUUGGUGCUGAAAUAAGACCAAGAAAAUGCAUGCUCAACCCACGAGAAGAUAUACAUGUGGAUGACAUAUGGCAGCCCGAACUCUUAAAUCAUUUCCUUGAUGACAAAGAAGGUCCUGCGGCAUCAAAGGGAGAUAAUUGCUGGAUGUCCAGAGAGACUGAAAUAUCACAUGAAUUGCAGUGGUCAGGGGAAUCCUUUAAAGAUAUGUUUAGUCAAAAACAGGGAUCUGGUAUUGCUCAGAUGGUGGACUCCCCCCCUGUGCGAUAUGAUUGUCAAAGCUCCAGAGGUCCUCUGGUAUUAGAUGAAAUUAAAAUGUCUAGGUCUUAUUUGCAUCAUAACUUGUUGGAUCAAAACGACGGAUCGGAAAUGACAAUUGAGAAUGUGGACUGGAAUAAUACAAGGAACUCUUACAAUCUGCAUGAAGACGUAUUAGGUGAAGUCAUUGACCUCAGUGAUAGCUUGGGUAAGGAUGUUCCUCCGACUGGUAACUCCACUUUUUUCUCGACUUGGCUGCCAGAAACGGAAGAUUCCACAAGAAAGUCUAAGGCCGCAAGAAAAUUGUCAUUUGGCAGAAAUCGUCACCCUACGUUUCCUACUGCUGCUGCGAUCAACUCCAAUUCAGAAUUGCGGUCCUCUGAAAACGAUCACGGACAUAGUCUGCAACAGAAUAACGAUUAUUCUGAUUGUGAUAUGCCUUUAAAACGCCCAAAAGAGAUAGUAAAGGAUGUUUUAAGGCAGGGAUCUACAAGAAAUGCCAAAGCAUUGCCGUUCAGAGAGGAGAUGUCACAUUUUGGUGGAACGCCAUUAUCUAAGGCGAUUCAUUCUGCAAAUCCGGAACCAGGUUCCCCCUGGACUAUAGAGUUUCUUAAUAGAAUUCGGGAAAAGGGUAGAUUGCGGCAGCAGUCCCUUCCAUGUGAUACACGAACCCCCGAUUUUGGCUAUACAUGUUGCAUGCGAAAAGCUACGAAGAGAAGAAGUCCAUCUAUUCUCGAAUUUUUCAAAUACAAAGGGGGAAGUAAUCCUGGGAAAAUACACGAACAAAAGAAGCGGAAGCAGUCUAAGCAUUUGUCAAGCUCAUCAAAGAAUGAAAGAACUCCGGCCUCUCUUCUUCCAACAUGGACACCCAUUGAUAAGAGAUCAAGCCAGACUCUAUCAUUUGCAAUGAACGAUAGCGGGAGCCAGACUAGGCUUGUGUGGAGCGAUGGAAGUGGCCACCGACUAAACAAAAAGUCGCGUAAUCAACAAUUGAAGGACAACAUGUGACUCUGCAUAUAUAGCAGCUCAGAGAACCCUGAGGCUAGAGUAACCAUGCUGAAUUGAGAAUGGCUGUACAUUUGUUCAAAGUUUCCUGUUUUUGGCUGCCUGAUGAGUUUCACUGUUACAAAGAGAGGGUUCUCCCAUAAACAGGUUCCGUCCUGGACUGGAGCUUUCUCCAGUUUGAAUGUUGUCUUCCCUACAUCCUCUGGCACCAAGGAUAUGAGCAAUGCAGGUUUCUUUAACUGUGGCACCUGAAGCGGGGAUUAAAAACAAGAAAGGCACGAGGUGCGGACUCUAAAUGACUUAAAUGACCCCACAUUUCUCGGUGCUCUGUCUAUAUCAGUGAGAGACCUUUUUGGUUGAAGUUUCUUUACAGUCCAUUGGCAUUGGUCCUGAGCUAUAAUGCUUUUGACAGGAAUAUGAAAUUGUCGGGGCAAAGAAUUUUGGGAGUAAAAAGAUUGCCCAGUUGAGGGUCUGCACUGAUCAAUAAGACAGAGAAAGGAAAUUUCUGGCAACUACCCUAUUUAAUGGAUGCAACUAAGAUUUGGCCCAUGAUGUUACUACAACUUUGCAUUUUGUCACUAGUGAUAAUUUGAGCAGGACUAUCCUCUUAUGACUAUUAAAAUUUACAGCUAAUUUGGAAGUUUUUUCAUUUA
Messenger RNA from Ricinus communis (castor bean), 5373 nucleotides. RefSeq names its product protein SHORTAGE IN CHIASMATA 1. The record is from RefSeq and is a predicted model, not a curated record. Bases 704 to 4723 code for a protein of 1339 amino acids. Gene Ontology annotation, biological process: reciprocal meiotic recombination; resolution of meiotic recombination intermediates. Lineage: Eukaryota; Viridiplantae; Streptophyta; Magnoliopsida; Malpighiales; Euphorbiaceae. The transcript is spliced from 10 exons.